Molecule: messenger RNA, 2297 nt
Organism: Arabidopsis thaliana (thale cress)
Lineage: Eukaryota; Viridiplantae; Streptophyta; Magnoliopsida; Brassicales; Brassicaceae
Product: golgin family A protein
Exons: 4
Coding region: 232-2100 (622 amino acids)
Source: RefSeq, marked reviewed
UUACAGUGUUCCUUAUCACAGAAGAUGAGUACUCCUGUCAUCUUUCCCCUUUUCACUUUAACAUAACACUCUGUACACUAGUCUGAUCAAAAAACCUCAAAACACAGCAACCGCCAUUUCUUUCCAAAUUCCCCCAAUUCCCAUUCCAACUUUAUCUUCUGAAGUAGAAGAAGAAGCCAUAGAAAUGCUUUGAAGUUUCUGUAAAGAGAAAGAUCUACAAUUGUUUUGAAUAUGCCGAGGCAGAAUCAAAGCGUAGAGAAUCUACUUCUACUUGGCAAAAUCAGGAAACGUGGUUGUUCUUCGCCGACAUCGUCGACUUCUUCGAUUCUCCGUGAAGGUUAUAGAUUCAAAAGAGCGAUAGUUGUUGGUAAAAGAGGAGGAUCCACUACUCCUGUACCUACAUGGAGACUUAUGGGUCGAUCUCCUUCUCCACGAGCUUCCGGUGCUUUACACGCUGCUGCUUCUCCGUCGUCUCACUGCGGGAGCAAAACCGGUAAAGUAUCAGCUCCUGCUCCUGUUUCAGCUAGGAAGUUAGCUGCGACGCUUUGGGAGAUGAACGAGAUGCCUUCACCUAGAGUUGUGGAGGAGGCUGCGCCAAUGAUUAGAAAGAGUAGAAAGGAGAGAAUCGCGCCGCUUCCUCCGCCGAGAUCAUCGGUUCAUUCUGGUUCUCUACCGCCUCAUCUUUCUGAUCCGUCGCAUAGUCCAGUCUCUGAGAGGAUGGAAAGAUCAGGGACUGGGAGUCGCCAGAGAAGAGCUUCAUCAACUGUGCAAAAGCUUAGGCUUGGAGACUGCAAUGUGGGGGCUAGGGAUCCUAUUAACAGUGGCAGCUUCAUGGAUAUUGAGACUCGAUCACGGGUGGAGACACCGACUGGGUCAACUGUGGGUGUCAAAACACGGUUGAAGGAUUGUAGUAACGCUCUCACAACAUCAAAAGAGCUUCUCAAAAUCAUUAACAGAAUGUGGGGUCAAGACGACCGCCCAUCUUCUAGCAUGUCCCUCGUCUCUGCUUUACAUUCUGAGCUCGAAAGAGCUCGCUUACAGGUCAAUCAGUUAAUCCACGAACAUAAACCGGAAAACAACGACAUUAGCUACUUGAUGAAGCGUUUUGCCGAAGAGAAAGCUGUGUGGAAAAGCAACGAGCAAGAAGUUGUUGAGGCUGCAAUCGAAUCUGUUGCUGGUGAGCUAGAAGUGGAGAGGAAGCUGAGGAGACGGUUUGAGAGCUUGAACAAGAAAUUGGGCAAAGAAUUGGCUGAAACAAAAUCAGCUCUGAUGAAAGCAGUUAAAGAAAUCGAGAACGAGAAGCGAGCGAGAGUGAUGGUUGAGAAAGUUUGUGAUGAACUAGCAAGAGACAUAAGCGAAGACAAAGCCGAAGUUGAAGAACUGAAGAGAGAAUCUUUUAAAGUCAAAGAAGAAGUCGAAAAGGAAAGAGAGAUGUUGCAGUUAGCAGAUGCAUUGCGGGAAGAGAGAGUACAGAUGAAACUAUCGGAGGCUAAACACCAGCUCGAGGAGAAAAACGCAGCUGUUGAUAAGCUAAGAAACCAGCUUCAAACUUACCUCAAAGCAAAAAGAUGUAAAGAGAAGACCCGUGAACCACCUCAAACUCAGCUACAUAACGAAGAGGCUGGAGAUUAUUUAAACCAUCACAUCAGUUUUGGAUCAUAUAACAUCGAAGAUGGAGAAGUCGAGAAUGGAAAUGAAGAAGGUUCAGGCGAAAGCGACCUUCAUUCCAUAGAACUGAACAUAGACAACAAGAGCUAUAAAUGGCCUUAUGGUGAAGAGAACAGAGGAAGAAAAUCAACGCCAAGGAAAAGCCUUUCUUUACAAAGAAGCAUAUCGGAUUGUGUUGAUUGGGUUGUACAGAGCGAGAAGCUUCAAAAAAGUGGAGAUGGAGGGUUGGAUUGGGGAAGAUCUAUUGACGUUGAGCCUAAAGGGUAUAUAGAUGAAACACAAGCUUAUAAACCAAACAAGGCUUCUUCAAAAGAUCACCAUAUCCUCUCGGGUUCGAGACUAAGUAACUUCCGCGGUGGAUCUGUUUCAAAGUCGCGGUUAUCGGAUGCUUCGAAAGGCGAGAACCAGAAUGCCAGAAAAUCAAGAUGGUAAUAUGAUCAAGAAAUUUUAUUCACAUUUUCAGCGCAGAGAUAACAGAAUCUAAAGACUUUACAUCUACAUUUUUUCUCUGUUCGCUCGUUUUGUCAAGAGUGAUUCUCUCAUCUGUAAGUGACAUAAAACAUGAAUUUGAACUGGUAAUGAUCCAAACAUGUAAGAGCAUGAAUUUACACGAAAUCGUCUUUUGAUUU